Molecule: messenger RNA, 4479 nt
Organism: Coturnix japonica (Japanese quail)
Lineage: Eukaryota; Metazoa; Chordata; Aves; Galliformes; Phasianidae
Gene: RALYL
Product: RALY RNA binding protein like
Cellular component (GO): nucleus
Molecular function (GO): RNA binding
Source: RefSeq, a predicted model, not a curated record
AGAAAAAAAAAAGCGCCUCAUUCCUUCUUCCACCGCCAUACUGUAUUUUAUAGUAACUCUCAUUUUUAUUCCUCCCUUUUACUCCCGCUCGGGUUACAGCCAAGUGAUCCAGCCAUGACCGGCAAAACACAGACCAGCAAUGUCACCAAUAAGAAUGACCCAAAGUCCAUCAACUCUAGAGUCUUCAUUGGCAAUCUGAACACAGCCAUUGUCAAAAAAGGUGACAUAGAAGCAAUCUUUGCAAAGUAUGGGAAAAUAGUUGGCUGCUCUGUACACAAAGGUUAUGCAUUUGUACAGUACAUGAGUGAGAGACAUGCCAGGGCAGCAGUGGCAGGAGAGAAUGCCAGGAUCAUCGCAGGGCAGCCACUAGAUAUUAACAUGGCAGGAGAACCAAAACCAUACAGACCAAAACCUGGCAACAAACGUCCACUUUCAGCACUUUACAGACUUGAAUCAAAGGAACCUUUUCUGUCAGUUGGUGGUUAUGUCUUUGAUUAUGAUUACUACAGGGAUGAUUUCUACAAUCGGUUGUUUGAUUAUCAUGGACGUGUACCCCCACCACCUCGUGCAGUGAUACCAUUGAAGCGUCCUCGUGUGGCUGUUACAACAACUCGCAGAGGCAAAGGGGUUUUCUCUGUGAAAGGAACAUCACGAUCCACCUCAAGUGGGACUUCUUCCUCAGGAUCCAAAUCACCCACCUGUCUUCCCCUGCCCCUUAUGUGGAGCGAUACUGCCCUUGGGAGCAUCACUGGAAGAGGAAGAGAAAGAUCAGUGAAAUCAGAUGAGUUGCAAACAAUCAAGAAGGAAUUAACCCAAAUCAAAACAAAAAUUGACUCCUUGCUAGGGAGACUGGAAAAGAUUGAAAAACAGCAAAAAGCUGAAGCAGUAUUUUGUGUGAAAUGUGUGGAAAAGAGUCUACCUUAGAAUUCACAGCUGUCUGAGUACCUGGGUGCUCAGAUUCAUGUCACUCGCUUAACUCCAAUCGUUCUGGGAAAGGCAAAAAGCUGCACUUGGAUACAUCAAAAGAGUUCUGUCAAGACUGUGAAAAUGAAUUAGCAGUUUAUGGACCCAACAGACAAAAUAGAUAUUUACAUCUGGAUCCUUCCUGAUUCCAAGUGCCUGUCCUAUUUGCUGAUCUAUUGUUGGGAUAUCUCUCUGAACCCUAAAUUUUCUUGCUCAUAUUGAAAAAGAAAUAAUGAAUGACUUAUCUGGAGUGGAUACUACAAAGAAAUAUUUUUCAGUUAACAAUAUGAAAAAAAAAAUCUAAACAAUAAAAACAACUCUUAAAAACCUUACCUCUUAUUUACAAUCAUUUUCUAAGUUGAUAGGCUAGCAAUCUCUCAGUUAUUAUAGUUUAUCCCACAAAAUGAGUGUUUCACUCUCAAGUAUAAGGUAAACCAUUAGUAUGGAUUGUGAUUGCCUCUUUAGAACUGUGCUCAAUAUGUAUUCAUUAUAUUCUAUUUUGUAGUUUAUGCAAGUUAUAUAAAAGUUGGUGUAAUCAGUGAAGAUGUAAUUGCAAGGCACUCCAUUGACUCACUUGUGUACUGAAAUGCUCUGAAAUGGUGGAUUCCUACUUCAGGGAGCUUUUAUAUAAAAUCCAUUAAUAUGCAAAACAACCUGCAUGUCAUUGUACUUUGAUAUCCAAUUUUCACUUUUGCUAAAGGACUGUAGAGAACUCAUUUAAAUAGAAAUCAUUUCAAAGAGGAAAAUGUUGAUUUGUAUUGAAUCAUAUUGUUAUUCCUUUUGAAGACAAGCUAUGAAAAAUCUUCUCGGAGAUUAUCUGGGGGUGAGUGGGGGGAGAACAUGUCAGAGACACGAAGACCCCUUUAAGUCUCUUUAGUUGACAAAGCAAGCUAAGUAGCCUGCAGGAUGAAUCCACAGAUGAUUGUUUGCUCAGCUGGAAGUUUUAUGUAAGGUGAAACUCCAUCAGUACCUAAACAAUUCCAUUGACAACUUCAGACGUGAGAUGAUUUUGUUCCUUCUGAACAGUUUGGCAAUAUUAUUUCCCACUUUCUUCCAGAAGGAGUGGCCUCACUUAAGCCUGGUAUCAGAGAGGAUCAUACAAAACAAAACAAAAAAAAAAAAAAUCAAGCCAUUUUCCUGCACAGUUAUUGGGUUUUUUGUUGUUGUUGUUUUGUUUUUAAUGCUUGCAUCACUCUCAAGAAGCAUAUUUAUUUAUUAAUCUUAAAAGUUCAACGUCUGGAGGAUAUGAUAGGUUAAACAGGCAAGCUGAACAAUCUCAAUCUCAUUGUGUACAAUAGUCACUGCUCUGAAGCUGCAUCUCUUUACAGUAGUGGCUGAUGUUAUGUCUUUUAUUAUUUGAAAAUUUCAAUUUAUAAAUUGAAAAAUUCAAUGGGAUGGAUAUAAGAAAUGAAAAUACCACUUAUUUGACAAAACUGACGAAAGAAGAAAAAACUUACAUUAGCUGUUGAAACAAGAAAGUCUGUGCACUCUAAGUUACAGUUUUAGGAUAAAAACUUGAACUUUAUAGGCAACAAAGAUGAAAAGAAUCCGAAAAACAAUCUUGAGUGUAGUUAUUUGCAAGUUAAUGGAGUUGCUGUAUUUACAUGGAUUAGCAAAGAACUGUCAAGAAUUAGUAGAGAACAUGCUUCUCUGGGAAAUCUGUAGGAAUUAUUCCCUUGUUUGUAAAAAUCUGAAUCAGAAAGCCAGGAAUAAGAAGCUGUUCUGGCAUGAUAGAAUUGUUAGAGGGGAAUGUUCUCCCUGCAGUGUCAAGAUGAAGAUUUUUAAAAGUGUGUGCUGAACAAUAAGAUCUUCAUUCUUGCUUGUCAUUAGAGCCCAAAAAGUGUAAGAUGCUAAGAUGGUAUAUUUUAGUAUCCUCUGUAGACCCCAGCCCACAUAAGUGAUCAAAUUUUCUAGCAGUUUUCUCCUAAAAGUUUUACCGUUAAAAUGUAUUUAGGUCCAUUAUUUCCGGAGCCUUUUUUGAAAGCCUUGACUGAAGUUAAUUCAUUUGUCACCAGCGCAGCCAGGUUAAUAUCUGAAGAUGUCAGAGCAGGACUCAGUAGACAUAGCUGACAACCCACAUUUCCCUGUGCAGUAAGGCAAGUAACAGUGAUUUAUAAUUAGCAUGGUAUUGCAUAUAGCGCCUCACAAAUGAAAGGUGGGCUGAAUCUUCUACUGAUGUGAAUGAACACAGUACUGUCAAAGCAGAUGCCUUUCUGUUCUUUGACAACAAUCCUUCUGCAGAAAUUAUGUGAAUAAGGGUAAAAAAAUCUUCAUUGUUCUGUAUCAUCAAUAAAUGAAUUUCAAAGUGAGGGAUCAGAGCAAAGACUGAAAAGAAAGAAAAAUUUAAAUAAAUAUGCAGAGGUAGAAGAAAAUAAAAAGUGUUGACUUAAUAUUAUGAUACAGAAAAGUGUGAGGAGUUAUGAAUGUUACAUGUUGUGGGUAAUAAUUUCAAAGAAAAUAAUAUAUUAAUAGAGCUGAAAAUAAAACACUUUGUAAGAAAUCUGCAGAAUCAUUGGCUGUAAAACAAGAUAGGUGAAACACUGGCCAGAGGUAUAGAACAAUCAAACUGAAUAAAGGAAGAAAUAGUGUUGAUCUAGAAAUGUGGUCAUUGGUGGGCAUUGUCACUCUCAAACUAAAAAUACGUUGGUAUUCCAGUUACCUGCAAUUAAUACUCUUGCCUGUAAUCACUCUGAAAAAAAUAAAGCUUUUCAUCUAAACUCCAAAUAAAAAAUCUCUCAUCCUCCAACCACUCUAGCAUCCAGUCUGUCUCUGUCAUUCACUUCUCAAUCCUCCUCUGUAUUUCUGCUGGCUGGAUUAAAUUCCUCAGCAUAUCCUGAAGUCUUGAAAUACGUAAUCACAACAAUGCAGCUAUCUGUGCUGAGCUAACCAGAACAGCUCCUAUAGGCAUCUCCAGAAACGGUCUUUUUUUUUUCUCAUUACUUUGCAGAAAUUAUAGGAAGCCCUGUAUCUGCAUCACGAAAGGGGAUCUUUUCAUCUAUCAUGGCACAUUAUGCCAAUGGGGCGAAACUAUUACUUAGUCCUUAAAAAAAAAAAAAAAAAAAGGAAUUCAGUUAUCUAGAAUGUUUUUUUUAUUGCCUGUAUGGUUGUUGAGAGAUGAUAGUUACAGCAAAUUUAAGCAAAUCCUUGUUUACUUAUAGACAAUUAACAGCCAUCCACUUUUCAGAGCAUGGAGAUCUGUGUACUUUUCACUGGCUGCAAGUAAAGAAAUACAUUGUGAUUAUGUCAAUUGGAUUCCCAAGAUAAAGCAAAGUCCAGAAAAUCAAAAAUCUGGAUUUGUUAGUAAAGCAAACCUUCAUCCACUGCAUGGGAUGAAUGAGCAUGUUGGUACUAUGGCUAAUGCAUGCAUUAGAUUUUGAAAAUAAGGGAUUUUAUCAUAUUUAACUGAUAGAUGUUAAUUUGAAUUUUAACAAAUCAUCAGAAGAUGGAAAAGACAAGUUUCUUCCUCAGAACACUUUUCUUUGCCACCAGUAGGGAAGGUUACUGAAUUUCUAUAGA